AUGGCUUCCCGUGGAGUUUCUGUACUCAAGUUCGUCGGGACUGUCUCCCUGGGCCUUUUAACUGGUCUUUCCUACACGCUAGGGACUGUGUCGGCACCGGCCCUUUUGGCAUUAAACUCAUCCGAGAACGCCGCACCCGCCUUCUACUCCCUUUCGGCCUCGGCCCGCCGGCAGCUUGGGGCCCUGACCGCUGCUUCGGCCACGACUUUUGCGCUCGCUCUGAUCGCAUCUCCCCGCUACUUCCGCCACCCCUACCUCCUCUACACCUCGGUGCUCGCGGUCCUGUCGGCCGGUGCCGCCUCUGAAAGGUUCAACCCGUACCUGCGAACCGCCCCGCGUCCCCUGCCGAGGUCCAACCCCGACCAAGCUGCACGCCGCGAACGCGCCGCCCGGGCUCGCAUGGAGGCCAGCUACGAGGUCCUGAGCACCGACGUCCACAGCGACGGCACCAGCGGCGACGAGCUUCCCGAGGAGGAACCUGUGAACCUGAACGGCGAGACGGUCCGCGCCGACGUCGAGACCUUUAUCAAGAAGCAGAUGGUGCGUACCGGUGUCGCGGGUGUGGGAUUCCUCGUCGCCGUCCUGGGUAUUUGGGGCGACGGAGCUGUCCGUCCUCCCGUCUACCGCUACUAA
Messenger RNA from Pyricularia grisea, 633 nucleotides. RefSeq lists its product as uncharacterized. Gene Ontology annotation, biological process: autophagy of mitochondrion. Lineage: Eukaryota; Fungi; Ascomycota; Sordariomycetes; Magnaporthales; Pyriculariaceae. Gene Ontology annotation, cellular component: mitochondrion. The record is from RefSeq and is a predicted model, not a curated record. The transcript has 2 exons. Bases 1 to 633 code for a protein of 210 amino acids.